AUGUCUGUGUCUCUUUUUCCAAUACUCUAUUUUUGGUGCCAAAAAGCAUUUAUGCCAAAAUCCGGUCAAAAUCUAGAAUGUCCUACUCGCCCUUGGUAUUGGACUAUACUGAGUCCGAUGGAGAAGAAGCACCGCCACCCACAACAGGGCCGCCCCGCGAAAAGCUCCCCCAUCGAUCACCACACUGCUACGAAUCCCCAAGAACUACAAGAAGCAACCCGUCGUGGAUCAACUCGACGAUACGGUCAAAUGGGGAAACGAGAGGAAGAAAAACCAAGAUCCAUCCUGACGGCUGCAAGAUGGAGGAUAGUUCACCUCCAGAGCGAUUCGUUCAAGGAAGGCCAUCUCAUCACUGAAUUGGCCAGGAUGUUGUCUACUGCCGACGAAAGAGUGCUGAAGAGACACUAUAAAAGCUUCUCAUCCGAGGCUGAUCAAAGGGGACUUCACCACAAAAACCAAUAA
Molecule: messenger RNA, 462 nt
Organism: Caenorhabditis briggsae
Lineage: Eukaryota; Metazoa; Nematoda; Chromadorea; Rhabditida; Rhabditidae
Exons: 4
Coding region: 1-462 (153 amino acids)
Source: RefSeq, a predicted model, not a curated record